Molecule: messenger RNA, 366 nt
Organism: Hemiscyllium ocellatum (epaulette shark)
Lineage: Eukaryota; Metazoa; Chordata; Chondrichthyes; Orectolobiformes; Hemiscylliidae
Product: flavin-containing monooxygenase 3-like
Exons: 1
Molecular function (GO): NADP binding; flavin adenine dinucleotide binding; N,N-dimethylaniline monooxygenase activity
Source: RefSeq, a predicted model, not a curated record
GUCCGACGGCACCCAGCGGCGCACCCUGCAGGUGGACUACAUCCCCUACAUGGACGGCUUGGCCGAGGAGAUCGGGGCAAGACUCGACGUCAAGCGGCUCUUCCUGGCCGACCCCCGCCUGGCCUUCCAGGUCUUCUUCGGCCCCUGCUCCCCCUACCAGUUCCGCCUGACCGGCCCCGGCAAGUGGGACGGGGCGCGCGACGCCAUCCUGGGCCAGUGGGACCGGGCGCUCAACCCCACCCGCACCCGCACGGUGGCGGGGGGCUGGCUGGCCUCCGACCUGGUGUCCUUGCCCAACCUGCUGUGGGUAAUGGCCGUCGCCGCCGUCCUCUGGGUGGUCUUCCUCCUGCUCUGAGGCCGGGCAAU